This is a messenger RNA of Necator americanus (New World hookworm), 369 nucleotides long. RefSeq lists its product as uncharacterized. Bases 1 to 369 code for a protein of 122 amino acids. The record is from RefSeq and is a predicted model, not a curated record. The transcript is spliced from 4 exons. NCBI's taxonomy places the organism in Eukaryota, Metazoa, Nematoda, Chromadorea, Rhabditida, Ancylostomatidae.
AUGAUGUCUGCGAAACAAGUAAGUAAGCAAGCGAGAAAAGAGGUUAACGAAAGAUUCUAUGGUCGAGUUGUGAAAGGAGUUGCGAGUUUUUGCCGUGGAUACUCGCUACUACCACGAGAAAAAGUUUCAUCGGUGUCGGAAGAAAACUGGACUUCUUUUACCCGAGGUGGUCGUAAUUUGGUCAACGAACGAAACCUUCGGGACAACCCAUUCUAUGAGGCAUCCCUAACUCAGGUGUCCACGGUUUUGCUCUGCUACUACAUCUCACGGAUAUCUUUCCCUUCACAACCCUGCAGACAAUUCAAAUCAUUCAUUCUCUUCUGUUUAUAUGAACGCUCAUUUAUAGAGUUUCUCAAGCGGACCCUAUGA